AUGACUGCUGAUCUCGACCCAUGGACUGCUUUAGACGACGAGAAAGAAUCUGUCGGGGAAGAGGAACUCGAUUAUGACACUGGCGAGGUAGAGGUGACGGUGCAAGAGGAGGACGUCGGCUUUCCAAAGGCAACCAGCAGCGACCCUGCUCCAUGGGCUGCCCUCGACGAGGAGGAGGAGUCCGUCGGGGAGGAGGAGUGGAAGCUCGAAUCUCACGACGAUGAUGUAGAGGUGGUGGUUGAAGAUGACGAGUUCCUGGAAGAUGAAGUUCCAGAGCUGCACGAGGAGUUCGAAGAGCUGAGGGAUCUAAAAGAGAACGGAGAGCAAAACGGAGAUCCCCAGGGCGACAGCGAUGAGGAGGUGGUGCCCGGACGGGAAGACGAUCUGAAGUUGUCAGAUGUUCCCGAAGACAUGCGGGAAGCUGUGCAAGGCAGUUUGAGCUUGAAGCGGGUCCUGGAAAAGACGUACGGCAGCCUUCAGACAGAGGAGCCCGACGCAAAGAGGCGACGAGAAGAACCCUUGGAGGGGCCACGGCAGGAGCUGAUCGACCGCUGGAAGUUGCACUGGGACCCCGCGGUGAGGUAUGUCAUGCAGACAGCCGAGAUUGCCGAUGUUGAAGCCGUUGCCAAGACCUCGUGGAAGCCCAUGGCAAAUCCUCCUCGAGUCAAUGGCCGUGAUCCGAAGUCCUUUGCCGAGCAGGUGAAUGAGAAGUUCCUCCUUGCAAGGGAGGACAAGCUGUGCUCCAAAGAGGCUGUCAGCAUUUUGGAAGCUUGGAAUCAGAGGUGGAGCCUCCAAGCUGAAGAUGUGUCGCGCCUGCGGUCAGCAAGCCACAAAAGUCUGAGAUAUGUGAUGCGAGAAUACGACGGCAAACGGCCGAUCCUGGAACUGCUGGACGAAGCGGCUGCCCAGGUGGUCGAGGAAAGCGAAAAGACAGAGGAUGCCCUGCCCGAUAAUCCUGGGCUCUUUACGCUCAGCAGGUUCAACCGAUUGGAGUUGAUCGACUCCAUGGCAGAUGCGCUGGUCCUCGGCGAUGCCAACCUGACCUUCUCCGCCUUGCUCGCGGAGCACCGGGAAGGCCUUGGGCAUGUGGGGCGUGUGGUUGCCACCACGUUUGAGACCAUCGAAAUCCUGCGAGAGCGCUAUGCGGAGAUCGAUCAGACAGUGAAGGGCCUGGAAGACAAGAUGUCCGAGGUGCUUCACAAUGUGGAUGCCACGAGGCUCGCUGUGGAUCCUCGGUUUCAGGGCAUGGAGAAGAAGUUUGGGGCCGUGUAUUACAAUUUUCCACAUGCAGGUGCCAUACAAGGUUUUUUUGACGGUCAUCCGUUUGUUCGUUGGCGCCAUGAAAACCUUAUGCAUUUGUUCUUCCGGGCUUUGCGGGGCUUCGUGAAAAAGGGUGGAGUUGUCAAGGUGGCCUCGAACUGCAACGCGACCGGCGUUCGAUAUUCGGACAUUGUCUUGGGAGCGCAGAACAGCGAGUUCAUCCAUGUGGAGACGUUUCCAUUCCUGGAGUGGCAGCUCAGAAACUAUCGGCGCUCCUACGGCGACCGCCGCGACAAGGGACGGCGACCCGAGGACGGCGAGAUCUACCGGGCCCAAAGGGCUCAGAGAGACAUGGUUUACUGUUUCCGUUACGAGCCUUCGGGAGACAACCCACCAAAGCCAACUGUUCGGGAGCCACCGUCGAGAGCCCAGCUCAUGGCUGCUAAAGAAGGCAAGCUUCAGAGGAUGAACGGAAAAGAACGCGAACGGCGGGUUCAGGAGAUCGGCGAUCUUUUCAAAGCGUAUGCCGCAGGAAUUCACGUUGGUUGA
Symbiodinium sp. CCMP2592 is the source of this 1809-nucleotide messenger RNA. The record is from the annotation of a GenBank genome assembly. Lineage: Eukaryota; Dinophyceae; Suessiales; Symbiodiniaceae.